Messenger RNA from Odocoileus virginianus texanus, 1326 nucleotides. Lineage: Eukaryota; Metazoa; Chordata; Mammalia; Artiodactyla; Cervidae. The record is from RefSeq and is a predicted model, not a curated record.
UUACAGUUUGUUUAAAUUUUGUUUCAGGAGGAAAUGAGAAUGUUUAGAAUUCGAGUCCAAGAAGUGGUAAAAGAAAACGAGAAACUGCAUCAAGAGCUGAAUAAGAGUAGUCCUGUCACCAGUGAAGAAUGGCGGCAGCUUCAGACUCAAGCCGAACUGGUUUUAGAAGAAAACAAGUUGUUGAUCGAGCAGUUGGAGAUUCAGCAAAGAAAAGCCAAGGACACCCACCAGGAGCGUCUCCAGGAAGUUUCUAAACUGACUAAACAGCUAGUGCUUCUAGAGACUAAAACACAGAGCCAAGAGAAGGAGCUAACUGAAAGUAAGGAGCAAUUAGCAGUUUUACGUACGGAGUGCCAGGAGCUAAAAAUACAGUUGGACAGCAAAGUUGCAAUGGAUGUUCACACUUCAAUUGUGAAUGAGUUUAAAAGCCAGUUGCAGAAAGAAGAAGAGAAGGAAAAUGCUGAGAUGGAAGAGUUGAUGGAAAAGCUGGCAGCCCUGCAAGUGCAGAAAAAGAGCCUGCUCUUAGAGAAGAAAAAUCUGACAGCUAAAAACAAGGCGCUGGAAGCUGAACUCGAAAAGGCACAGAAAAUAAAUAGGAGGUCUCAAAAGAAAAUUGAUGUCCUCAAAAAGCAGGUGGAAAAAGCCAUGGAGAAUGAAAUGUCUGCUCACCAAUACCUGGCAAAUCUUGUUGGCCUGGCAGAGAAUGUAACCCAGGAACGUGACAAUCUUAUGUUUUUGGCUAAAUGUUUAGAAAGUGAGAACCAUGGAGUUCUCAACAGAAUCACAGAACACAGUAUUCUCUUGGGAAGAUUGAAAGAGAAAAUAAAGGGGUACAAGAAGCAGAUGGCACUGCAGCUGGGUGACAUGAGUCAUCAUCUGACAGAGCAGCAGGAGGACUUUGCUAGCAAGUCAGCUCAGUACCAGCAGGAGAUGAGGCACCUCCAUCGGAUUCUCCUGGACAAGCAGGAUGUCCUGGACAAGGCGCUGCAGCAGAAAAGAGAAGUGGAAGGCGAGCUGGAGGUUGUGUGGGAGUCCACGUUCAAGGAAAACCGGAGGAUCCGAGAACUUCUGCAGGCCACGCUGGAGAGGACAGGCCCCAGGGAGAACACCAGAGCUUCUGAGGACCGCUGCCUGGAGGUUACCUCUCAGCUCGACCUGCUGGAUGCCUGCUGCUUCAGCUACUGUGACAUGCAGCCACUGCCCACCACCCUCCAGGGCCUGCGGGAGCCCCCGGGCUAGGGCCCCUGGGGGAGGGCAGAUCCCACCCACCCCCGCAGGUCUCUCCUCCUCAGGGUCCAGAAGAAAUAAAUGGUCUCAGAAAUUUAA